Lampris incognitus (smalleye Pacific opah) is the source of this 1425-nucleotide messenger RNA. It is a transcript of the gene mapk10, whose product is annotated as mitogen-activated protein kinase 10. The transcript has 13 exons. Gene Ontology annotation, cellular component: nucleus; cytoplasm. Gene Ontology annotation, molecular function: JUN kinase activity; ATP binding. The record is from RefSeq and is a predicted model, not a curated record. The coding region runs from base 4 to 1425 and encodes 473 amino acids. NCBI's taxonomy places the organism in Eukaryota, Metazoa, Chordata, Actinopteri, Lampriformes, Lampridae. Gene Ontology annotation, biological process: protein phosphorylation; JNK cascade.
UUUAUGAGCAGACAUUUCUUAUAUAACUGCAGCCAACCAAUCCUGGAUGUGAAGAUAGCCUUUUGUCAGGGUUUUGGGAAACAAGUGGAUGUGUCAUAUAUCGCCAAACAUUACAACAUGAGCAAAAGUAAAGUGGACAACCAGUUCUACAGUGUGGAAGUGGGAGAUUCAACCUUCACAGUCUUAAAACGUUACCAGAAUCUAAAGCCCAUUGGAUCUGGGGCUCAGGGAAUAGUCUGUGCGGGCUAUGAUGCUGUCCUGGACAGAAAUGUGGCCAUCAAGAAGUUGAGCAGACCGUUCCAGAACCAGACUCAUGCCAAAAGGGCAUACCGGGAGCUGGUGCUCAUGAAAUGUGUCAAUCAUAAAAAUAUUAUCAGUUUACUAAAUGUCUUCACACCGCAGAAAUCUUUAGAAGAAUUCCAGGAUGUGUACCUUGUGAUGGAGCUGAUGGAUGCCAAUUUGUGUCAGGUGAUUCAGAUGGAGCUUGACCAUGAGAGAAUGUCCUAUCUUCUCUACCAGAUGCUGUGUGGUAUCAAACAUCUCCACUCAGCCGGCAUCAUUCACAGGGAUCUGAAACCAAGCAAUAUUGUGGUGAAGUCAGACUGUACCCUGAAAAUACUCGACUUUGGCCUGGCUCGGACUGCAGGCACCAGUUUCAUGAUGACCCCUUAUGUGGUGACUAGAUACUACAGAGCUCCAGAAGUCAUCUUGGGCAUGGGAUACAAAGAAAAUGUGGAUAUAUGGUCGGUGGGGUGCAUUAUGGGAGAAAUGGUGCGCCACAAAAUCCUCUUCCCAGGGCGGGACUACAUUGACCAGUGGAACAAAGUGAUUGAGCAACUGGGCACACCGUCGCCAGAGUUUAUGAAGAAACUGCAGCCGACAGUGAGGAACUACGUGGAGAACAGGCCAAAGUAUGCCGGCCUCACUUUCCCCAAGCUCUUCCCCGACUGCCUUUUCCCUGCUGACUCCGAGCACAACAAACUUAAAGCUAGCCAGGCUAGAGACCUGCUGUCCAAGAUGUUGAUCAUCGACCCUGCAAAACGGAUAUCUGUGGAUGAGGCCUUACAGCACCCCUACAUCAACGUGUGGUAUGAUCCUGCAGAGGUGGAGGCGGCCAGAGAUCUCGUCCAAAUAUCCAUGCCUCCACCCCAGAUCUACGACAAGCAGCUGGAUGAGAGAGAACACUCUAUUGAUGAAUGGAAAGAACUAAUCUAUAAAGAGGUGAUGAACUUUGAGGAGAGAACGAAGAAUGGCGUUGUGAAGGGACAGCCUUCACCUUCAGGUGCAGCCGUGAACAGCAGCGAGAGCCUCCCUCCCUCCUCCUCCGUCAACGACAUCUCCUCCAUGUCCACUGACCAGACCCUGGCCUCAGACACUGACAGCAGCCUGGAGACCUCCGCAGGACCCCUGGGGUGUUGCAGGUGA